Messenger RNA from Botrytis porri, 3531 nucleotides. RefSeq lists its product as uncharacterized. Lineage: Eukaryota; Fungi; Ascomycota; Leotiomycetes; Helotiales; Sclerotiniaceae. The coding region runs from base 1 to 3531 and encodes 1176 amino acids. The record is from RefSeq and is a predicted model, not a curated record. The transcript is spliced from 9 exons.
AUGUCUCUUAUCAAUUUGGUUCUCCGAACCGCUUUCAUUCUUUCUUUGAUAUCGACUUCUUUUGCUGCAGUCUGCAAUGAUCAAACCAGAGGUUCUGGAGACCCUUCUGGUGAGGAAUUGACUGCAUUCCUCGAGUCUGAAAACCAAAUCUCUCGAUUUUGUUCGUUGGAUGUAUCGGGGAAGACGUCAGGGAGUGUUAACUUCUCAGACUUCAUGGUCUCUUUUGAGCGCAGUGAUAGCCCCAAUUCAACCCUGGAGCAUUGCACAGAAGCACUCCAGGAUAUCAUAUCCCAGUGCAUUGAACCUUCUAAUCCAGGAACGUAUGGAGGAAGGUCAACAUUUGACAAUGGAGAAAUAUACACAAUUAGCAAUGAUUUAUAUCCUCAAGCACCAACAGUCUCUGUAAACUUAGAGAAUCGAGCAGCGGAGGACGCCGCAAAACCAAAGCCUUCUAAAACUGCCACAAAGUCGACUCCUAAAUCAACUCAAACAACCAAGACCACCCCCAAAACAACUGUAGCACAAGAAACCACUAGUCCCAAAACCACGUCAACUACUCCAAAGCCAACUCCGACUGCUGUGACCACGAGUCUGAAGACCACACCAAAAACUCCCACUACGUCGAAAUCAUCGACCAGCAAGACGAGUUUAUUUGCAGAAACUCCAAAAACGAGCGUAACUUCCACUAGUUCCAAAACUACACAGACAAUCCCCACUACUUCGAAAUCCUCCAAAUCCACAUCUACCCUCAAGACAAGUGUAGCUUCCGAGACCCCCAAGACAAUUUCUUCAACCACGACUUCACAAUCUCAAGUAAUCACCUCAACAACAUCUCAAUCACUGAGUGCCAAUACGAGCCCAUCCUCUGCAACUCCCAAAACUAAUUCGGUAGCCACUACUUCGAGAUCCACUAGUUCUAGUAGUCUCUUAAUAAAAAGCUCUUACUUAAGUAGCCUAACCAGUCUAUCUUCCCAAACCCCCAAAACAACUUCGAUGCCCACAACUUCGCAAUCCACAGAAACCUUGUCUACCAAUUCGAGAUCCACAACUCCUAGUACUAUCUCCUCGAAGGUUUCUUCCUCGAGCAGUCUCUCCUCAAGUCAAACUUCAACAAAGAAACGUGGCACUAGUACCAGUACCAGUACCAGCACUAGCACCAACUCCAACUCCAACUCCAACUCCAACUCGAAUUCUCACUCUCCCGCCUCAUCAUCUCUAUCAACCCUCUUCUCAAUUUCCUCAACCAAAAUUUCUUCCAUCAACACUCCCACCACCACACCUAGCGCUUCCACUUCCACUUCCACCUCAACCAAAUCAUCUCAAAGCAAUAUCCCAACCUCCCUCUCAACCACUAAACUCUCCACUUCAACCCUUGAGGUAUCUUCCCACAUCCCCGAGUCAACUAACACUCCUUUACAAUCUACAUCCACAAUACCCGUUUCACUAGAAACUUCCUCGCAAAAAAGUACAUCGCAAAUUGAUUCUUCAUCUAGUGGUAGUAUCCACACAUCUAGUCUCUCAUCCACCAGUUCCCUCUCAAGCGGAACAAAAAUUCCGGCCUCCACAUCCAAUACCCUCGAACAUACUCCAACUCCCUCCUCACCUCCAGAAUCCCUCCCCACAACCAAAUCAAGCAUAUCCCCAAAUUCCAGCGAAACAACACCCGCUACCUCCUCCACCCCUGCAACGGUCUCAGAACUCCCAAGCAAUGCACAGAUCCAUUCCUCAUCCGCAUCAAAAACAUCUUCCAUUUCCUCUCUCUCUCCCAAUUCAAUCCCUGAAAUCACACCUUCCCCAUCUACUCCAGCCCUCGAAUCAACUUCGCAAUCAUUCUCUACCGAAUCUCAUAUAUCUUCCGGACAAACAAAAAUUACUCCUUCGCCUUCUCCCUCCAACACUACAUCCCAAAUUGUUUCUACCGAAUCUCUCACAUUUUCCAUCCAGCCCAAAAUCACACCACAUUCCUCGGAAUCUUCGGUUCCCGGAGCCAUCUCCUCUACUCUUGUUUCCGAAGCAAUCUCCAAAAGUGCUUCAGCUGAAGCCCUCACGUCUUUCACCCAAGCAGAAAUCACGCCUUCCCCCUCCAACCCAUUACCCCCACAAACCGUUUCUUCAUCUCCUAUCUCCGAAACAGUUUCCCAAAGUAUUUCAACUGGUUCCUUAACAUCUUCCACCCAACCCGAAAUCACACCUUCCCCCUCCACUUCCGAAGUGGAUCCGUCGACUUCAGAAACCGAAUUGACUUCGCACUCCAUUUUCACGAGAAGUCUUACUUCUUCCGUAGAGCCAGAAAUUACUCCAUCUCCAUCUCCAUCUCCAUUUGAACCCGUCGCAACCUCCGACCCAACCGAAUCACCCGAACCAAAUGAAACAUCCCCACCAGAAACUCCAGAAAGCAAUCCCACCGAAACUGCUAUUGUUUCCUCAACUUCAGCUCCCUCAUCCACACCAAUCGUUUCAUCCCCCGCUUGUACGGCCACCUCGGGAGGGAAUUGCUCUACAUGUUAUCAAUACUCUGGUUCUGGGGAUAUCUCACCUUCUCUUUCCAACAGUACUACUCUGCAAUCUCGCAAACUGCCACCAUCGAUUGCUGGUCGUAUAUCUACUACUGAACUAUACCCCAAGGUAUCCAAACGCGCCGCAGGAUCAUUUAAUUCGUUUGAUGCUGCAAAUUGGUGUGUUUUUGGUUCGGUAGAUGUCCCUUCUAUUCCUGAUGCAUCCACUUUGGCCAGAGCAGCGCUUGCUUCUCAAUUGAUACCUUCAAAUGCGGUUGGGUAUACGAAGGCUAGAUCAGGAAUUAGUUGGAAAGUGAAUGCUCCUACCGUUGACGUAGAUAGUGUUUAUGAUUCAACAAUUCUGCAAACCUUCUUCGCAAUUAGAGUUAACAGCAGCAACUGUGCAGCUUUCAAGGCUAUUUUUGAUCAGCCAGAUAUUGUCAUUGCAGGAAAAUCAAGGUUACAGACUAUUUGGAAUGCACUGCGUAGUGAUACCAAUCCCGAUUAUGCUGGAAUAGAUCAAAAGAUAAGCAUCGUCAAAGCACAAGCUUUUACAGGUGAAUUGCAACAAAAUACUACCAGCAACGAUGAGAAGUUGGCAUAUAUUUCCGAAUUGGCCAUGGCAAUGGCUAUAACCAAUGACGAUGCCAUCGCGAAGUUGUUUCAAAGCACCAAUCUCCGUAUUAAUAAAGCACUGCUUGCUAUCGAUGCGGUGAUUGGUGCUGAUGCCGUUAUUGGAGCUACCAAUAGUACCACCACGAGUGGUAUUAAAGCAGAUUGGGCAUCAACUUACCGCGCCUACCUCACUAGCCUCCUAAGCACCCGCUCCUCGACCAUCCUCUCCCAAGUCUCUAGCUAUCUUGAUAAUGAUCUUGGACCUGCUGCCAGAUAUGAUAAUGUUACACUAUCAGAUGGAACGAUAUCGACAACUGAAAAUUCCAUUGGAAAGGGUAUUGAUGCUUUACUAAAUGUGUAUCCUCUGGCUACCGCUUUUACAUUUGUCCAGGCCAAAUUGUUGGGAUUUCCUAGUGCGUAG